Molecule: messenger RNA, 978 nt
Organism: Lactuca virosa
Lineage: Eukaryota; Viridiplantae; Streptophyta; Magnoliopsida; Asterales; Asteraceae
Source: the annotation of a GenBank genome assembly
AUGGCGAGCAUCAGUUGCUGUUGCUCAUCUGCACUUUCUUCCCGAAGCAAUUUGGGGACACUGUCACUGAGAUUCAAUCGCGUCAACACAACACGACCUUUGCGUAGAAGUUUAAGAAUCAACGCUGAAAUUGAUUAUAUAAACGCGGAAGAAGCAAAGAGACUUGUAGCAGAAGAAGGCUACUCCAUUGUUGAUGUUCGUGAUAGAAUUCAAUUCGAAAGAGCUCACAUAAAAUCAUGCAACCAUGUUCCACUUUUCAUUGAAAACAAGGACAAUGAUCCUGGAACUAUAAUCUAUAGACAAUUACAUAACAACUUCUCGGGUUUGUUUUACGGGUUACCAUUUACUAAGCCUAAUCCAGAAUUCGUGGAGUCAGUGAAGAGUCAGUUUUCACCUGACAGUAAAAUUCUAAUUGUUUGCCAGGAAGGACUACGAUCUUCUGGUGCUGCAAAUAAAUUGGAAGAGGCUGGAUUUAAGAAUAUAGCAUGUAUAACAUCGGGACUCCAAUCUGUAAAACCAGGAAUGUUUGAUGUUGUUGGGUCUACGGAGCUAAAAGACGCGGGCAAGGGCGGUUUGGUCCAAGUACAAGGAAAAAUCUCGGCUGUUCUUGGAACCGUACUCAUCUGUGCAUAUCUUUUCAUAAUGUUCUUUCCGGAUCAAGCGGAGAAGAUCAUUGCAUUGGUUCCUUCGAGUUAAGAAAGGGUAUGAAUUAUGUUGAGAUGAAAAGUUUUGUACAUGUGUUAAUGUGUUGUGAUUUGAAUUUGUUAAUUUUAUUUGAUAAUUUGAGUGAAGUAAGAUUGUUGACAACAUAGAUGAUAGAUCAUAUGAUCUUGUGAUUGUGGUGAUAGACUUGUAGAGUUUUAGCUCUAGUUGAUUAUUGAUGUAAUAGCGAGCAUGUUAAUCACAUCAAUUAUAAUUUGAUUAAACUUAAAUAAAAAUAUAAUGUAAUUGGCAUGAUUAUGAUAAUAUGUGCGUGUG